Messenger RNA from Acanthocheilonema viteae, 486 nucleotides. The record is from the annotation of a GenBank genome assembly. Lineage: Eukaryota; Metazoa; Nematoda; Chromadorea; Rhabditida; Onchocercidae.
AUGGUUAUAAGUGUCAUUUGUGAAGUGAUAGCAGGAAAACCACUUAACUGGGCACUGCAGUCUGCAAACAUCGCAUCAGCAAAUAACGCAGCACCAUCUGGAGAUAAAAUUGCUCUGCUAUUUGGUGGAGAAUGUACGGUGACGAUAAAAGAAAGCGGUAAGGGUGGUCGUAAUCAGCAAAUUGUUCUUGCUGUAUUUUCGAAACUGCUUGAGCAAUAUGGUUUCGAGCAACAAAAAGUGGAGUUUGCAUUGAUGAGUGCUGGUACCGAUGGUCAAGAUGGACCAACAGAUGCAGCUGGAGCUGUACUGACUAGCAGUGAUAUGCAAUAUAUUUAUGAAGCGUGGUCGAAAUGGAAUAAAACAGUGAUUGAUAGAUAUUUGAAUAAUAAUGAUUCUUAUAAUUUCUGGAAGAAAUUCAAUAAAGGCAGAUCGCACAUUAUUGUUGGGCCUUCCGGAACAAAUGUUAUGGAUGUUCAAGUAUUGUAA